GCAGCUAGCAGUAAUGGCUGUGUUGUGCUUGAGUGCUGGUGUGUAUUUGUUGUUUUAUACGGGUUUCCAUAUAGCAAUGUAACUAAUAUAUCGCUGCACGUACUAACAUUCCCGUUAUCACUCAGGGGAGGAAUAAAGCUGUAUUUUGCUUUAGACAAUCAUCGCGAGAAGAGGAAGCGACGCAAGAGCAGUCUGUUCUAACAAUAACAAUAUACACAAAUAUAUUCUUUCAGGGGAGGGCUGCGUUGUGAUCUAUUAUACAGGUAUUGAAUGUCAUGGUUUCCAGGAGCCAUGUCUUGUAAAUCCAAGGUAGCCCCGAGUGUUGAGUUUGACCAUAGCUGCUCUGACAGUGUUGAGUAUCUGACCCUAAACUUUGAGCCUUUUGAGACCGCCCAUCGCUGGAGGAGACUGCCACCCUGUGAUGAGUUUGUUGGGGCCAGGCGCAGUAAGCACACAGUUGUGGCAUACAAAGAUGCAAUCUAUGUAUUUGGAGGAGACAAUGGGAAGAACAUGCUGAAUGACUUGUUACGGUUUGAUGUGAAGGACUGCUCAUGGUGCAGGGCUUUUACUACUGGGUCGCCCCCUGCACCUAGAUACCACCACUCUGCCGUGGUCUAUGGAAGCAGCAUGUUUGUUUUUGGUGGCUACACUGGGGACAUCUAUUCAAACUCCAACCUGAAAAAUAAAAACGAUCUGUUUGAGUACAAGUUUGCCACUGGCCAGUGGACCGAGUGGAAGGUGGAGGGAAGGUUACCUGUGGCCAGAUCAGCACACGGAGCAACAGUGUACAGUGACAAGCUCUGGAUUUUUGCUGGAUACGAUGGCAAUGCAAGGUUAAGCGACAUGUGGACCAUCAGCCUUCAGGACCGAGAACAAGCAUGCUGGGAAGAGAUUGAACAGAGCGGCGAGAUCCCUCCGUCGUGCUGCAACUUUCCUGUGGCGGUGUGCCGGGACAAGAUGUUUGUUUUCUCUGGUCAGAGUGGAGCAAAGAUUACCAAUAAUCUCUUCCAGUUUGAAUUCAAGGAAAAAGUAUGGACUCGCAUUCCCACCGAGCACCUGCUGCGGGGCUCUCCUCCCCCGCCCCAGCGGCGCUAUGGGCACACCAUGGUGGCAUUCGAGAGGCACCUGUACGUGUUCGGGGGCGCUGCCGAUAACACCCUGCCCAACGAGCUACACUGCUACGAUGUGGACUCCCAGACCUGGGAGGUCAUCCAGCCCAGCCCGGACAGCGAGGACCCCCUUGGAAACGAGAUGACUUCAUCUCAAGGGUUCAUCCUGAUGCCCAGUGGGAGGCUCUUCCAUGCUGCAGCAGUGAUCUCUGAUGCCAUGUAUAUUUUUGGAGGGACGGUAGACAAUAAUGUGCGGAGCGGAGAGAUGUACAGAUUCCAGUUUUCCUGUUACCCGAAAUGCACCUUGCACGAAGACUAUGGCAAGCUAUGGGAGAACAGACAAUUCUGUGAUCUGGAGUUUAUUCUAGGCGAGAAGGAGGAGCGAGUGAAGGGCCACAUCGCGAUCGUGACGGCCCGAAGCCUCUGGCUGAGGAAGAAGAUCACACAGGCGCGAGAGAGGCUGCGGCAGAAGGUGAAGCAGGAGAGCGUGGUGGAGGAGGAGGUGGCGGCUGGGGCCCAGAAGGAGGUGUCCGGCGGCAGUGUGAAGCACUCCAGCACACAGCCACUGCUGGAGGUCACCAUCCGGGACGCUGAGGCACAGCCCUUCAAGGUCCUCAUGCAGUUCCUCUACACUGACAAAAUCAAAUACCCACGCAAAGGUCACGUGCAGGAAGUUCUGUUGAUCAUGGACGUGUAUAAACUGGCCCUGAGCUUCCAGCUGGCCCGCCUGGAGCAGCUGUGUGUGCAGUACAUCGAGGCCUCUGUGGACCUUCAGAACGUUCUCAUCGUGUGUGAAAACGCUAACAAGUUACAGCUGGACCAGCUCAAGGAGCAUUGCUUGAACUUCGUUGUAAAGGAGUCUCACUUUAACCAGGUGAUAAUGACCAAAGAGUUUGAGCAUCUCUCUACCCCUCUGAUAGUGGAGAUCGUCCGGAGAAAACAGCAGCCUCCUCCCAGGCUGUAUUCCGAGCAGCCUGUCGAUAUAGGUACUUCACUGGUUCAGGACAUGAAGGCGUAUCUGGAAGGAGCAGGGUUGGAAUUCUGUGACAUCACUCUGCUUUUAGAUGGCCACCCAAGGCCUGCCCAUAAAGCAAUCUUGGCUGCCCGCUCUAGUUAUUUCGAAGCAAUGUUCCGCUCCUUUAUGCCGGAAGACGGGCAGGUGAACAUUUCUAUCGGUGAGAUGGUGCCAAGCAAACAGGCGUUUGAGUCCAUGCUGCGGUAUAUUUAUUAUGGAGAUGUUAACAUGCCUCCUGAAGAUUCACUGUAUCUUUUUGCUGCUCCAUAUUACUAUGGUUUCUCAAAUAACCGCCUCCAGGCGUACUGCAAGCAGAAUUUGGAGAUGAAUGUUACUGUAGAAAAUGUGCUACAGAUCCUCGAAGCUGCAGAUAAGACGCAGGCUCUGGAUAUGAAGAAGCACUGCCUUCACAUCAUUGUGCAUCAGUUCAUCAAGGUUUCCAAGCUACCCAACCUGCGAUCCCUCAGCCAGCUGCUUCUUCUGGACAUCAUUGAGUCCUUAGCCAGUCACAUAUCCGAUAAGCAGUGUGCUGAAAUGGGCUCAGACAUAUAGCAGCGCUUUGCUGUGUGGUUAGUCUCCUCCAGCAAGGAAGUGCUUUACUCAGACUCUCUCCUUCUCACCAUGACUGAUGGCUGUCGCUUGUAUUUAUUUAUGUGCUGUAUGGAUUGAUUCUCAAGCAUGAAACUUUUCAUUUUUAAACUGCAUUGCCUCUCGGUGUACGCAAAAGCAGCAUGCACAGCCUCUUAAUUUAUAGACUUAGUUUUGUUAUUAUUUGUACAUAAGGCAAACAUAAAGAACCAAACAUAAAGAAAACUGAAUAUAUGUUGGUGUAAAACCGUGGAAUGGUCCAAAAGGACAAGUGUCAUAUUUCUUCUUCUUCUUCUUCUUCUUCUUCUUCUUCUUCUUCUUCUUCUUCUUCUUAGUAGUCGUAGUAGUAGUGUUAUAAUUAUCACUUUUGUUUGUUUCAUGACUCUGUGUGCAUCGCCCCUGCAAGGUUUCUCAGAUGAGCUCCACUGAGCUCAGUUUAAAUCCAUACUGCAGACAUUCUCCAGGCAGCCCUGCAGUCUCUGGUGAUGUCAUUGCUGUGUGAUUGUGUUAUGUAAUCUAAAGCCCGCUUUUCCAGGGAGUGUGAUCUUGUGCAUUUGUUUAGAUGUCUGUUCCAUGCAUGGUACCCACGCUUCCUGUCUCUCUUGUACUUGUCGAUGGGACAAGAUCCUUAUUAUCGAACGGAACUCGGAAGAUGUCUGCUUGGGGUUGAAGGUGAGGUUGGCAACUAGGGCCACGUUUGUUUGAGUCCAUUCUCAAGUGUAGCGCUUGAGUCAUUAUCAUUAAGUGGGCGUGCAAGAUUUAUCCAAAAGCAGAUUCCUCUGUAGCAUGAAGGGUCAGGGUUUGUCUUGUGUUAUUACAAAACAAAGUGGAACUUAAAUGAACUUGUCGCUAAAGGGGCAGACUGCUGAGGACAAGUGGCUGCUAAUUGGCUUGUAUUACAGGCUGCUAAAAGCAGUUGAUCACUUAGUUCAGUUGACUGUAAAGCCUGACUUUGUUAUAUAGAGAUAUGUAAAAUAUCAUUAAAGAUGCCCCAUUUGCAUUUCUUUAUAA
This is a messenger RNA of Polyodon spathula (Mississippi paddlefish), 3723 nucleotides long. Its product is annotated as leucine-zipper-like transcriptional regulator 1. The record is from RefSeq and is a predicted model, not a curated record. Gene Ontology annotation, molecular function: protein binding. The transcript has 21 exons. NCBI's taxonomy places the organism in Eukaryota, Metazoa, Chordata, Actinopteri, Acipenseriformes, Polyodontidae. The coding region runs from base 271 to 2676 and encodes 801 amino acids. Gene Ontology annotation, cellular component: Golgi apparatus.